AUGCAGAAGCUGGCGACGGAGCGCGACAAGCUGGCGCAGUGCGUGCUCUUCCAGUACGGCCGCUCGAACCCGGGCCAGGGCCGGCCCGGCGGGGCCCGGCAGCGCUCGCUGGACGCGAGCCGCGUCGCGUACAACGAGCUACUGCAGGACGACGCCGCCUUCUCCGAGUACGAGAGCUGGUCCGAGCGCGGCGGCGGCGGCGACGGCGGCGGCAGCUCCUGCUCCUACUCCUUCGCCUCGACGCCGCUCAAGAGCGCGCCGGGAGGCCGCGGGCCGUCCCGCCACGGCCACGGCCCCGCUUCGGGCCGCUCCACGCCCAGCCUGCGGCGCCGACGCCAUGCGCCGUCCGUGUGCAAGGUCCCGCGCAAGGUGGCGGCCGGCAUGGGCGCCCGGUCGCCCUGGUCCGUGUCGCGCUCCGUCAGCGUCGGGGGCGGCAGCGUCGGCACCUCCUCCGCGGAGGAGGAUGGCGACUGCGAGGACGCGGUGGACAGCGUGAGCGUCUUCUCGGCCCGCUCGCCCGUGUCGCCUCCGCCGCCGCCUUCGCCGGCGCUCGCCCGCUCCCUGCAGCUGGUGCGCAGCAUCGGCGUCCGCGGCCUCCGCGCCCCCAAGGGCAGCGGGAUCCCCACGCCGUCGCGGCGAGGGGCGGCGGCGGCGGCGCCGGCUCGGCCCGGACGCGUAGUGAGCGCAGCGAGCGCAGCACGCCGCGUGGCAAGCCCCCGCCGCGAGGAGGCGCCGGUGCUCUCGGAGGGCGACGCCGUCGGAGCGGAGGAGCGCGGCGCUUGCCGUGAGGACGUUGGCCAGCAGCUGGAGCGGAUGACGCGGCAGCGGGAGGAGAGCGGGGCGGCCACGCGGACCGGGGACCUCGAGCGGAGCCUGGCGAGCGCCGUCGCCGUGCCAAGCCUCCGCGAGCGCCUCCUGGAGGACUGCGCGAGGAUGGCGGAGGAGAGAGCGGCGGGCGACGAGGACUCGAGCCACCUCGUCACGCGACUCAAGGACAGGAUGUCGGAAGGACGCUCCGCUCCCGUGACCUCCGAGGCACGCGAUAGUCCAUCGGAUCGUACUCGCGCGCGCGGGACAGACGGACGGGAUGAGAGGCUGCUGUGUCUGAGGGAGGCUCUGGAAGAGAAGGACUCGGACAUCCGCCGGCUUUGCAGCGUCCUCUCCAGCAACGAGUCCACCAUCGCGAGCCUGGACACGGUGCUCAAGCAGAAGGACGAGGAGCUGAAGCGAUCGAGCGACGCGUUCCUGGAGAUGAUCGACGGCUUGCGGAGCAGCCACGCGCACGCCGCCCGGCAGAAGGACGCCCUCAUCGCGGAGAUGGAGCAGGCGCUGCGCAGGAAGCUCCGCGACACGGAGGAGCUGCUCAGGAGCAGGUCGAGCGGCGGGGACGAGGCGUUGGCGGAGGCGACGGAGCGCUGCGUGGAGCAGCAGCGGCAGCUGCAGCAGGCCCUCGUCGACAGAACCCGGGAGCUCUCCGAGCACCAGCAGGAGGUGGAGAGGACGCUCCGGCUGGUCGUGGACAAGGAGCGCCUGCUCAAGGAGAAGACGGAAGCCUCCUCGACGGCGGAGGGCGAGCUGAGGGCUGAGAUCGAGCGGCUCAAGCGCAGCGCGGUCCAAUCUCCGCGCGGAGCAGGGGCGGGCGACGCUGCUCGGGCGGUGCCCGGAGACACAGAGGCCCCAGAGAGGCCUCACCAAGGAGGCCGGGAUGGAGGCGGUGUCGACACGAAGCUCGUAGCUGAGAACGUGGCGCUGAAGGCCCAGCUCGCCCAGAAGGAGAAGCUCCUCCAGGAGCUCAUGGGAGAGGGCAGCAGGAACGGAGGCCACGGCCGCUACGACUACGACAAUGACGACGCUCACCACCACCUCCCUCCUCCUCGACGACGACAUAGACGACGAUGAGGGGGAUGACGAUUUGCUGCCGGAGUUCCCUCGGUUUGCCACUCGCUCCCCUCCACUGGGGUCCGUCCCUGGAGAGCGAAGCGACGGGGACACGAGUCGCCCACCCGCGGCGGCCUUCAGCAACGGUCUCGAGGCCAAG
Lethenteron reissneri (Far Eastern brook lamprey) is the source of this 2038-nucleotide messenger RNA. RefSeq names its product dynactin subunit 1-like. Lineage: Eukaryota; Metazoa; Chordata; Hyperoartia; Petromyzontiformes; Petromyzontidae. Gene Ontology annotation, biological process: regulation of Golgi organization; centrosome cycle; positive regulation of microtubule nucleation. The record is from RefSeq and is a predicted model, not a curated record. Gene Ontology annotation, cellular component: centrosome; Golgi apparatus. Gene Ontology annotation, molecular function: molecular adaptor activity.